Molecule: messenger RNA, 3374 nt
Organism: Stegastes partitus (bicolor damselfish)
Lineage: Eukaryota; Metazoa; Chordata; Actinopteri; Pomacentridae
Gene: inka2
Product: inka box actin regulator 2
Exons: 2
Coding region: 258-1613 (451 amino acids)
Cellular component (GO): nucleus
Molecular function (GO): protein kinase binding; protein serine/threonine kinase inhibitor activity
Source: RefSeq, a predicted model, not a curated record
CAUCGUCACUUUAGAGAAAACACAUUUCCGUCAUCAGGAGUUUAACCAUAGGAUCCGUGUCAUUCCGAGCGCAUUCCUCAGCAGCGUUUUGCGCAUCUCCAAUCGCCAGUUUUUGUUUUUUUUGUUUUUGGGUUUUGUUUUUUUUUUUACACUUCUUGUUUCUGCUCCAACAGAAAGGGUCCGCAGUCAUGAUCGAGCAGCCACUGGCGAAGCGUUUCAUUUGAAAUUUUUGUAUUUCAAAAGAAAAAGAAUUAAAAAUGGACCAGCAGCUCCCCAAACCAGAAUGCAGAAACAUGGAUGCGUGUCUGAGAAGGCUGAAGCAAGAACUGCUUUCUAUGAAAGAAGCUGGAGAUGGCCUCCAUGCUCAGAUGAAUUCCAUGAUGGGAGCCCUCCAAGAACUCAAGCUCCUCCAGGUCCAGACUGCACUAGAAAACCUCGACAUUUCGGGGCGGCCCAUUAACCGAGGAAUCCCACAACCAAUUCCAGUGGCUCCUCCAGAGCCGCCAGCUGCAGCAGCUUCAGGAAAGGAUCCCAGAUCCUGCUUUAGACAAACCAUGUCUGAGGAACUGAGCCUGAGUCCAAUGUCAAGUCCGAGGCCGUCUUUGGACAGCAGACACACCUUUAGUCAAGAUGAUCAUAGCCCAUCCCGAAACAGAAGCAGCCUGGGAACCUUAUCUUCAUCGUCACCUUCAUCUUCCUCGGCGUCCAGCCUGGAAAGUGAGAGUGACAGCGAAAGAACUGACAGAAGCGUAAAAAGUGAGAAUGACCUUGAGUCUAUACCCAGGAGGUGGUCUGGGUACACGGCCCCUCAGGUGGAUUUCUAUGGACCAACAGUGGGAAACCCUCCACCGGAGCCCUACCCUCAUCCACAGGCUCCCCGUCGUGCACAGGUGGUGGACCUGCCUGGCAUCCUGUAUAGUCUGUCCAGAGAGGGUCCUUCCCUGGAUAGCGACUACUCCCAGGACAGCACAGACGAUGCUAGCGACUGGACUUCUUCGCUCAUGAGCCGCAGCCGCAACCGUCAGCCUUUGGUGCUGGGCGACAAUGUAUUCGCCGACCUCGUAGGCAACUGGCUGGACCUGCCUGAGGUGGAGAGGGAGGAAGGAGAACAAGAGGAAAUGAGGAAGAGGAGCGAAGAGAGGAUAGUGGUCGGUGGGGCAGACAGACCUGACACCCCGGCUCACCCUCUCCGCCUCAGCCGCUCGCAGGAGAUCUGCAGGAAGUUCUCGCUCACCACAAACAUCUUCAAGAAGUUCCUGCGCAGCGUCCGGCCUGAUAGGGACAAGCUGCUCAAGGAGAGGCCUGGUUGGAUGGCUCCCGAGCUGCCAGAGGGUGACCUCUUCAAAAGACCGAAGAAACUGGCUCCCAAAAGUUCAAAAGGCAGCUUCUAUCUUCCAUUCUGGGCUGGUGGACAGCAGGGCAAAGGCAGGCCAUGUCUCCAUCUAGCUGAGGCAGAGAGGAACCACCACUUCCACCACCCUCAGCACCACCAACACUUCCCUCAGUUCCACCAGCAGCCGUUUGCAGGGAUUUAUUUAGACAGGAGGCAGCAAGAGACUGGUCUGGAAAAAAUGCAGCCCUUGUUUGACUACAACACAGCUGUUUGGGUCUGACAGUGAGUAUCAGGCCAACAGAAUGCCAGGGAUGCCAGAUUGAGUGUGUGACAGGUGCGGUGGGAUUGUGGCUGUGAUUGUGGGGAGGGAAUGAAUGAAUGAAUGAAUGAAUGAAUGAAUGAAUGAAUGAAUGAGAGGCUUGGCUACAGUUAUCUUCCAAAAAUGAACUGAUAAACUUCACACCCACCAAGUUUCUCCCGCGACAGAGAGAUUAUCAGGGCAACAAUUUGUCUGACAAUCUGAAACCCUAAACCUCGUUUGCUGUGAGUGUAUGAGUGAGUUCAGGAUUCAGGAUUUAUGCUGCAAGUUUUGUAUUUUUCAAGUUUCUUCACACGUGUGCAUGUAUGACUGGAUUCUCUGGUUGUCUUAAAAGACGGUACUUUGAAAUGGAGAUCAUUCUCAGAAUGUCACCAUCAAUGCAGACUUCUUCCACUUCUAUGCUACUGGGCAUACUCUCAUAUAUCUUACUUCUUUGCAUCUAUGAAUAGUAACACCAACUGUUGAAUUGCAUGGUUACCCGUUUUUAUCAGUGAUGCUACAAACAGCUGUUACCGAACGCACUGCCACUGAACUGACCUAAGCUCCCUUUUGUUUCCAAAAAACUUUGGAAACUCAGGUUUAACUAAACUUGUCUCAUUCACCUUUCUCAGGGAAUGAAUGCCACACAGGAGAAAACCAUGAGACACUGCCACAUUUAAAUGGGUUCCAAAUAUAGUUUAGGGAAAUUUUGCCUGAUCUUAUUUUGCUUAGAGCUGCAAUACGGUGCAUGACUAGUUCAAGGAUUGCACAUUCAAAUGUGUCCCUUGUAAUCAGCAGUGUUGUGCCCGCUGUCAUGUUAGAAACACUCACUUUUCUUCUCUGCCAUGUCGACAUGGCAAAUGUUGAGUCAACUGAAAGUCCUCUUGGGCUGUUGCACAGAGAGGAGGGGGAAAAAAAGAUGGCACAGCCAACCAUGAGCACUGACUAACUGACAGCCAUCUGGUACCCGGACAUUAUGUAAAGCAUGUUUGCCACAAGCUCGAAGAAGAUGCAGAACAGGCUAGUUUAAUCCAAAAGCUUUCUGAAUGAACUGAAUGGUGAUGAUGGUGUUCCAUACUGUAUAUACAACAAUAAAUACAAUACAGGACUGUAACAGUGAUGGAGCAAAUGAGAGUAGAGGUAAAAACCCAUAAUUUGUUUUAGCCAGUAUGAAGUAAAUGUACAGAACAUUGUACAUAAAUGUCAUCAACCAAACAGAAGCAGUAAGGAACAUUUAUUGUAAUAUCUCAUCACAUGAUUUUCAUUACUCUGCACAAAUAAAUAUGUCACAGAAACAGCCCUCAACAUAACAUGUAAACAAUGACACAUCAGUUGUACUUAAAACACAAACUGAUAAGUUCAUCUUUGGCUGACAGUAUUUAUUUUCUUGUAUCAUAUUAAGCUGUUUCAGUUUGGGGGGUGGUUCCAUUUCAAGCAUAACAGUUCGAAUCAGAGAACAGCUUCCUUCACAAAUUCCCUCAGGAUUAAAGAUGACACUGCCCGCUCUGACUCAAACUCACUUUUUUAUAGAGGACCACUGUUAUGCAAGGACAAUCUGAUGAAAAAAAAAACCUAGUUGAUUUCACUCUGUUUUAAAUGUGAUACCAGACCAAUCAACUCAGCCAGCAGGGAUUAUAGGCCUCAGAGGUCUUUUGAGUGUCUUGGCCAGUCAAUCCAUAUGGUGCUGUCUCAGUUUUCAGGUCAAUACAUACUGCACAUUCAGAGGGUCCAACACACAUACAC